CAUAGUAGGCGCAUUCGCUUAGAACCGACGAAAUCUCCGACGCGUUUCCGACAUGAAUCUACGAGCAAGUGUGUUAACGACCGUGUUGGUCGUAAUUGCUACUGCUGCCGUCCACGCAUCACCUGUAGGCGUCUGUCCGCCAGUAGACCCAGUGGAUCACACAGACCAUCUACCAGACAGCCAAAACUGUUCACUUUUCUACAAAUGUGAUCACGCAGCUCCUGUACUGUUUGUAUGUCCUGACGGGUUGCACUUCAACCCUACACUGGAAGUCUGUGACUGGCCAGAUAAUGCAGGUUGCACAGGUGGAUCAGCACCAACCUCAGCUCCCAGCUCCACAGCAGCUCCUACAAGCGCUGCCACUACAGCUCCUCCAACAUCAGCUCCUAGCUCCACAGCUAAACCUGCUCCAUCAGGAGACUGCCCAGCUGUCGGCACAUGCCCACAAAAUGAAGAUGAGAAUUCUAUUGCCAAACACCUUCCUCAUGCCUCAAACUGCAGUCAGUUCUGCAAAUGUGACCAUGGUAAACCCGUGACAUUCGACUGUCCUGCUGGACUUCACUUCAAUCCUACUCUGGAGGUAUGUGACUGGCCAGAAAAUGCAGGUUGCACAGGUGGAUCAGCAUCAACUUCGGCUCCCAGCUCCACAGCAGCUCCUACAAGCGCUGCCACUACAGCUGCUCCAACAUCAGCUCCAAGCUCGACAGCUAAGCCUGCUCCAUCAGGAGACUGCCCAGCUGUCGGCACAUGUCCACAAAAUGAAGAUGAGAAUUCUAUUGCUAAGCACCUUCCGCAUGCCUCAAACUGCAGUCAGUUCUGCAAAUGUGACCAUGGGAAACCAGUAACUUUCGACUGUCCUGCUGGACUUCACUUCAACCCUACUCUGGAGGUAUGUGACUGGCCAGAAAAUGCAGGUUGUGCAGGUGGAUCAGCAUCAACUUCGGCUCCCAGCUCCACUGCUGCACCGACAAGUGCUGCCACUACAGCUGCUCCUACAUCAGCUCCAAGCUCCACAGCUAAACCUGCUCCAUCAGGAGACUGCCCAGCUGUCGGCACAUGCCCACAAAAUGAAGAUGAGAAUUCUAUUGCCAAACACCUUCCUCAUGCCUCAAACUGCAGUCAGUUCUGCAAAUGUGACCAUGGGAAACCCGUGACAUUCGACUGUCCUGCUGGACUUCACUUCAAUCCUACUCUGGAGGUAUGUGACUGGCCUGAAAAUGCAGGUUGCGCGGGUGGAUCAGCAUCAACUUCAGCUCCCAGCUCCACAGCUGCUCCUACAAGUGCUGCCACUACAGCUGCUCCAACAUCGGCUCCAAGCUCAACAGCUAAGCCUGCUCCAUCAGGAGAUUGCCCAGCUGUCGGCACAUGUCCACAAAAUGAAGAUGAGAAUUCUAUUGCUAAGCACCUUCCGCAUGCCUCAAACUGCAGUCAGUUCUGCAAAUGUGACCAUGGUAAACCAGUGACAUUCGACUGUCCUGCCGGACUUCACUUCAACCCUACUCUGGAGGUAUGUGACUGGCCAGAAAAUGCAGGUUGCGCAGGUGGAUCAGUAUCAACUUCGGCUCCCAGCUCCACUGCUGCACCGACAAGCGCUGCCACUACAUCUGCUCCAACAUCAGCACCAAGCUCAACAGCUAAACCUGCUCCAUCAGGAGACUGCCCAGCUGUUGGCUCCUGUCCACAGAAUGAAGAUGAGAACUCUAUUGCUAAGCAUCUUCCCCAUGCAUCCGACUGCACCAAGUUCUGCAAAUGUGACCAUGGGACACCUGUCACAUUCGACUGUCCUGCUGGACUUCACUUCAACCCUACUCUGGAAGUGUGUGACUGGCCAUACCGUGCUGGAUGUGCAAGUAAAUAAGGAUCAACUGCAUCCUCUAGCUCAUCUACAGCUUGAUCAACAAGGACUGCCACUACAGGGUGUACAACUUCAGCUGCACUUUAACUGCUGUACCUAGGAGCUCCAUCAUAUCAGACUCUUGUAAGACAGUUGGAUCACGUC
This is a messenger RNA of Schistocerca cancellata (South American locust), 1999 nucleotides long. Its product is annotated as probable chitinase 10. Gene Ontology annotation, cellular component: extracellular region. Gene Ontology annotation, molecular function: chitin binding. NCBI's taxonomy places the organism in Eukaryota, Metazoa, Arthropoda, Insecta, Orthoptera, Acrididae. The record is from RefSeq and is a predicted model, not a curated record. Bases 53 to 1858 code for a protein of 601 amino acids. The transcript has 2 exons.